Messenger RNA from Pseudogymnoascus verrucosus, 796 nucleotides. RefSeq names its product Respiratory supercomplex factor 1, mitochondrial (gene RCF1). The record is from RefSeq and is a predicted model, not a curated record. The transcript has 3 exons. Gene Ontology annotation, cellular component: mitochondrion. Lineage: Eukaryota; Fungi; Ascomycota; Leotiomycetes; Thelebolales; Thelebolaceae. Gene Ontology annotation, biological process: mitochondrial respirasome assembly. The coding region runs from base 52 to 648 and encodes 198 amino acids.
UAAUAAGGCUGCGAUCAGGAAAGCUCUCACCACAAUUCCGAGUGCGCAGCCAUGUCGUCCACCAACCUGCCGUCGUCCUUUGACGGAGAUACAGAAUUCUACGAAGAGAACCGAUGGCAAAAGCUGACCCGCAGGCUCAAAGAAGAGCCCCUCGUGCCUUUGGGAUGUGCUCUUACAUGUUGGGCACUUUACCAUGCCUCCAAGUCAAUCCGCUCUGGCGACCAACAACGCACGAACCGGAUGUUCCGCGCCCGUAUCUACGCCCAAGGUUUCACAAUCGUCGCCAUGGUUGCCGGCUCAAUGUACUGGAAAUCCGACCGCCAGAAGCGCAAGGAAUUUGAUGAGGUGGUGGCAGAGCGCAAGGCUAAGGAGAAGAACGACCUGUGGAUUAAGGAGCUAGAGGCGAGAGAUGAAGAGGAGAAAGAGAUCAGGGCUGAAAAGGAGAGAAGAUCGAAGCGUUUGUCUGAUAGAUUUGGGAAAGGCGAACAAUCUAAGGUGAUUGAUGAAGGAAAGAACCCGAUACUGGCGCAGGUGAGAGCCGCGGAAGGAAAGGACAGCGAGGAUGCAAGCUCGGUGGUUGAUGGGAAGGAGAAGAAGCAGAAGUCAACCCUGGAAUCCGUGAAGGAGAUGAUCAUGGGGAAGAAGUAAAGGCGGGGGAAAGGAACCUUGUUGUAUAUAUAUAAGUGGAAGCGGGACGGUUAUAUCUGGCGUUGGGCUGGAUUUGAGGGAAUGGAAUGGAAUGGAAUGGGAGAACAAUGUACAGUAACUGAACUCAACCUACUCGCAGCAACGCAUC